ACUCAAUUAAAUGUAACAUUUAAUAUAAGACCAAAACUAAUAUAAACAAAGCUCUAUAGAAAACGACAGGCAAAGACUCUAUUAUAUAAAUCAUAAUAAGAAACUACGACGCAGAAACAGGAGCAAUAAGCCUAAAAUACUCUUAAGCCGUCAAAUUCAUAAUUUUGGAAAAGCAUGUUCUAUCGUUUUGGUGCUCUUCAGUGUCGAAAAGUUAAAACGAUAGUUUUUGUGCAACGAGUGGCAAGUGCGGCAAUCUAAAUUUUAAUUUAGUUUGAGUGUAUAACAAUCAGCUGGAAGAGGUGAUAAUUGUGGAGUAUAGAGUGGAUAUUUCCGAUAAACUUAAAAAUGGAUCUUGGAUUUUUAUUAGAUGAGCGAGUCAAGCCAUUUAAUUUCUGAUUGCCAAGAAAACAUGAUUCUAAGAACAUGCAGACAAAAAUGUCGAUGAACAUGAACUGGACGUCUUCAAAAAUAUGGGCACCUUUGUUUUUGACCACCAUAUGCCUAUUGGAUAUACAGGCCGCCUGGGCAAAAAAGCUUAAUGCAAGUCAAGCUUUUGACGACACAUGGAACACAGCAGCCGAUUUAGAAAAUGAACUGGAACAACAAAAGCGAUCGAAGGGUCAAAGUGCAGGAGGAGGAGGUGGCGCGGGCGGUGGACCUGCCCAGUGGUCGUCCUGGUCAGAUUGGUCAACCUGUUCGCGCACCUGCGACGGAGGCAUCAUGCAUCAAAUGCGUAGGUGCGGCAGUCCUGGCAUUUGUCGCGGGGAGAGCACCCGCUACCGCAUUUGCAACAUGCAGCCGUGUCCGGAGCAGCAGGACUUCCGCUCCAGCCAAUGCUCCGCCUACAACGAUGUUCCAUACGAUGGCACCCUGUACAAGUGGACUCCGCAUUAUGAUUACGUCGAGCCCUGCGCGCUUACAUGCAGAGGACAUCCUGCACAUCUUGUCGAAGACAUUUCGCGGGAGACUGGAGACGGCAAUGCAGAGGCGGCGGAGCACUACGAUGAGCAGAGCGUCAUUGUGCAAUUGUCGUCGAGGGUGCAAGAUGGGACCCGUUGUCGUUCCGGCAGCCUGGAUAUGUGUAUCCAAGGAAAAUGUCAGCGUGUUGGCUGCGAUUUAAAAAUCGGAUCUACAAAAAAAAUUGACGGUUGUGGAGUGUGCGGCGGAGAUGGAAAUUCCUGCUCUCAACCGCUUUUUAAUUGGGAGAUGGCACCGAUGUCGCAGUGCUCUGUCACCUGUGGAAGCGGCUACAAAAUGUCCCGUCCAAUAUGCAGGAAUCGUCUAACCAACGCCGAUGUCGAUGAUACGCUCUGCAGCCUUACUAAUCGUCCGGAGGCGUCUGUGGAACAAUGUAAUAAACACAGUUGUCCUCCCCGGUGGAUAGCAGACGAUUGGAGCACUUGCAGCCGCCUUUGUGGUCACGGCUACCGUGAGCGGAUGGUUGUCUGUGCCGAGGAGUCGAACGCCAUCAAGACGAGGGUGGCCGAUAUCAUGUGCCGCACACCAAAGCCACUAACACAAGAGACCUGCAUUAUCGAAGAGUGCCCGCACUGGGAGGUCGAAGACUGGACCGGUUGCUCGGUUUCCUGCGGACAGGGUAUACAAAUGCGAGGCGUCGAGUGCAAAUCGACAGACGGCAGCCUGAGCGCCAAGUGUGAUCCACUUACAAAGCCGGGUAGCAUGCAGCAGUGCUCCACCGGAAUUCAUUGCGACGGAUCGGUGAACAAAGUUGGUGGCACCAUCAUCUUGGGCAGCAGCCGGUCGCUUAACGAACGAUCAGAGCGACAGUUGGACAGCUCGGAUGCAGAUGAAGACAACGAGGACGAGGAUGAUGAGGGCGAUGAUGUGGACGACCUGGAAUCGGGACAGGAUACGGAUGAUGGCGAAGGCUUGUCCUUUGCUGAUCAACCUUUGCGUUACGCUCAUCGCACACAGAGUCGACUGAAUCAGGAAGCCCCAGAUGAGCCGCGCACCAUGCAUCUAACGAACGGAAAUUCAAACAAUAAUUUCAAUCGGGGAGGGGACGAGUCAGAGGGACCAUCACUAGAUCCCACCUACAUCAAGGACAAUGAGUGGUCCCCAUGUAGCGUUACAUGUGGGGAAGGAAUCCGCCGGCGCACCUACAACUGCAAGAUUUUCCUUGAAUACUCUAGAACGGUGGCCACUGUUAAUGAUUCGUUGUGCGAGGGAAAAAGGCCACAUGACGAAGUAGAGCGGUGUGUGGAGGAUCCGUGCAUGCUACCCUCCCACGGCUUCGACGACCAGUUCCCCCGUGAUUCCAUUAAAGUGGGUGUGUCGGAACCGGGUAAGACGUACGUCUGGCGGGAACAGGGAUACACCUCAUGCAGUGCCUCCUGUCUCGGCGGUGUCGAGGAACUGAUCAUCAACUGCGUUAGAGAAGAUAAUGGUAGGGUGGUGUCGCCCUUCCUUUGUUCCCCGGAAACCAAGCCGGAGGCCAGAGUUCGUACCUGCAACGACCGUCCCUGUCCACCCAGAUGGAAUUACUCAGACUACACACCCUGCUCCAAGAGCUGUGGAAUUGGCAUCAAGACCCGCGAGGUGCAGUGCAUACACGAGGUUACGCGCGGAGGGGACAACACAAUGGUAGUGCCGAACAGUAUGUGCCCACAGCCACCACCAGCAGAUCGGCAGUACUGCAACGUUCUCGAUUGCCCCGUACGUUGGGAAGUCGGUGAGUGGAGCAAGUGCUCUCAUACUUGUGGCUAUGGGUUUAAGGAUCGCAAGGUGGAGUGCAAGCAGAUAAUGGCACAAGAGCACAAGAUCGAACGACCCGAAUCAAUGUGCCCGAGUGCUAAGCCGGCAGACAAAAAGCCCUGCAAUGUUAAGCCCUGCCCGCCGGAAGAUCCCAAACCAGUCAUCCAGAUCAACAACUCAACACACAUCCAGCACGACCCCAAGAAGACGAAGAUCACUCUUAAAGUGGGUGGUGCUGGAGUUGUUUUCUUCGGCACCCAGGUAAAGAUCAAGUGUCCCGUGAAGCGGUACAACCGCACCAAGAUCAAGUGGAGCAAGGAUCACAAGCCGCUGCAGCGUUCGCGAAAGUACAAAGUCUCGAAGAAGGGUGCCCUGCGUAUACUUGAUAUUACGUUCCGCGAUGCAGGGGUGUACUCCUGCCACGCCGGUCUCAGCUCCGCAGAAAUAAGCAUCGAAGUUAAGGCCAAGCCAGGACAACAGAUUGAGGAGCUGGAACAACAGGAAACUGAACGAUUGGUGCGUGAGAAAAGUGGAACAGAGGCUCUCACCUCUGCAGAUAUGAAGUCCGCUGAUGGAACUGGGACUUCCGCUUCGGUCGGAACUAAUAGCCACGUUAACGGCUCGACGCAACAGCAUGGUUCGCGUCGCAGGCAGCAGCAGUCGGAGCGAUUGCAGAACGGGAGGGAACGGAGCCGCAGACCCAAGUCGAAUGGAGUUCAACAUGCGGAUAGCAGCAUUAUGGAGGACGAUCUUUCACAAUUAGUGCAAUCCGAAGACAGAAUACCACAGCCGGCGAGCGCCAGUAGCGGCGGUAGUCGCACCAGGACUCUGCUGGCUAUGCCAUAUUUCCAGGCUCUGCUUAGCAAUCUCCAGUUGCUAUGGCCGCUGCAGCGCUUCAAAGACUCUCGUGGUCAGCACUUGCUUCAAGGAGAGGCGCUAAAGUUCGGCAUUGAUUUAAACGGCAAAGACUUUGAUCAGGACGAGUCGGAGCGUGUUCCGGCAAAUCAGCUUCCACCAGAAGUAUCGCAUUCGCCCUCGGACCCAGAGUACAAUGCGCAGUCUAAGUUCGGUGCGGAAGCGGAGGACUUUCCGCCACACAUGCCACACGCUCGAUGGGAAACGGGAGUUUCAGCUUCGACUACGGCGGUGCCAAGCCUUCCGAGCGGCGGUUUCGUCUACAGAUGGAUGUUGGGCGAAUGGUCCCAGUGUUCGCAAGUGUGUGGUGCGGCCGGCAGUGGUUUGCAGUGUCGUCCUCGUCCUCUCAGUUAUGUCGGGAUUCCUCACGCUAUUGCCGUAAUGCCAGCGCCAUGGGCUUGUGUCGACUUCAUCGCUACAAGCAGAAAUGCUGCGGGUCCUGCCAGCAGCACCAUAAUCAACCUCUUAUUCUCUAACUCUGCUGCUACUUACCAAUAUAGCAAGGGUAUUUUAAGAACUCAGCAAGCAAUUACCCUAGGCACCGUAAUUAGCGUCUAUAGCGUAUAUAACUUAUCCAUGUGUAUGCCACGUCCGCACUUACAUGAAUAUAGCUUAAUAUAGUGUGAAUGUUCUUAUGCACGAACGUAUUGUUUAUAAAACAUUCAAUGCAAAAAACCCGACUUAACACAUGAAUCUGAAAUAAGCUUAAGCUUGAAUAAGAUCUGCUGUGACCUGUUUUUAAAGGGUCAUUGAUUACACAUUAUGCACUGCAAGUUUUAGCAGCAUGUGACAAGUUCAAUUUAAACCUCCCAAUUCGUAAGUGUAUGUAUGUCAAGCAAUCAUAAGCAAUUGAAUCGCGAAAAAUAUGCGGAACAAAAAUAAGUAACUGAGCUAUUAUUAGCUAGCUAAAAAUGAAUCCAAGAGUUUGGGAAAAAGAUUAAUAAGUACACAAAAUGUUCGACUAGCAGCAAAUUUAAAGUAAACAGCAGAAAUCACUAGAGACACGUAAUAAAAGAGAAGUCCGCACUAUUACCUGGUGCAAUUGAAACCGAAUAUAAAUGUGUAAAUAUAGAGAAGGACAAAUGGCAUCCAUUGUCGGUUCAUAGCACUGAAAUUAGUUUCGAUAACCACUAAGAAUUUUGUAAAUAAAUCGGAUUUCUUUCUAAAUCAACACUUUAUUUAAAGGCAAGUCAGGUAAUUAAAUGAACGUCGAACUAUUUGGAUACUAUUUGGAUUACUUAUAUAUACGCCUAAUUGUAAUUAGUUUUAUAUGGAAAUAUUGUUUUUAUAUUUACAACUUAUAAACACUAGAUAAACUCUAAAUAAUACUGCAACAUACUAUAGCUAACUAUAGCCGAAUAUAUCGCAAUUGUUAAAGCGUAACUAAAUAUAUAAGCUGUUAAGGGAAAGUUAUUAUUAAUAAGCCCACGAGUAAAUGAAACAGUACAGUAACAAAUAUCAUACGCCUAGAGACCCAAGCAAAACUAAACGCUAUCGCAGCUCAAAAAAUCGCAUAGCUCAGCAAGGAUUUAACAAAUUUGCGAUGGAUUGUACAAAAAUUGGAAAAAGUUGGAAUAAAUAUUUAAUAAAUACCAAUAAA
Molecule: messenger RNA, 5230 nt
Organism: Drosophila mauritiana
Lineage: Eukaryota; Metazoa; Arthropoda; Insecta; Diptera; Drosophilidae
Gene: nolo
Product: protein madd-4
Exons: 17
Coding region: 424-4251 (1275 amino acids)
Biological process (GO): extracellular matrix organization
Cellular component (GO): extracellular matrix
Molecular function (GO): metalloendopeptidase activity
Source: RefSeq, a predicted model, not a curated record